UUAUGGUGUCUCAGCCAAGGAGGCCCUCCACCAACACCCUUCAUUCCUUCUCUCUCUCUCUCUCUCUCUCUGUUUUCUUUCUAACAGAGGUUUAAUGGACUGAUUGUACCCUUCGCUGAAUCGACCUCCCUGAGCUGAGAGCCACUCAAGAGGGGCCUUCGGUACGAGUCACCAACCUCCUCGUGUUUCCUUCUCGCUCGUCGCUAUGCUCGCGGGUCGCGGAGACCAUGUGGGUCAUUUCGAGCUCGGUCGUGGCUGUUCGAUCCCCUGUUUCUGAAGCCUCGAGAUCGAUAUGAUCGGAGCGGGCGACAAAGGUGUUUAGUUUAGCAGCCCGAGAGUUCCCGUUUCAGCUUGGGAAUUAAGAAAGAACAAAAGGGGAGGAAAAAUCAGAGUACUUUAAAGUUAAAACUGAUGCUAAAGAUCGUUUUUUUUUUUAAUUACCGAGGGAUUUUCUAGUUUCAAUAAUGCCUGCAGAGAUUAGCGAAUAAAGAAAUCGCGGGGAGGAGAGGGAGACGAAGGGGGGGUUUUGAGAUCAUCAGCUCAGCUCACGUGAAAGUCUCUCUGUCGCCGUGUCUGUGCGUCCUCCGUCCCCGUAAUAAUCCGUGAGCUCGUGCCAUCAAUUAAAGAAAAAGUUUGGGACAAACGAUGCCACACACUCAACCCUCUCUCUCUCUCUCUGUCUCUCUCUCUAUCAGUCUUCAUUUGAACAGAAUGUGGGAGGAGAGAGAGUAGCUCACGGUACCGUUCCCACCAUUGGAGCUCCAUCUCUCGCACCUUAAAUGCCCCCUCUGCAACCGCUACUUCUAGGGGGUUUUAUAUUUCUUUUUCUCUCUCCCCGUUUCCCCGUUCUGGGACUGCGAGUGAGCGGUGGGCGAAGAGCAGCGGAAGCAGAACAGCAGCUGUAGCAGCAGCAGCAGCAGCAGCAGCAGCUGGUGGCGCUGCUACAGUGGGAGUAGAUGCACUUUCUUUAUUGCCCUCCUCCCCCCAUCACCUCCUGCCCCUUUUCGCGCCUUGUCGUUUAGCAGUCCAGUCCAAGGAGAGAAGGGGAAAGCACGAACUUGGCUUCUCUGAAAAUGACCCAAAUUGGCGGGUCGCCUCUCUCCCCCCCUCGUCAUGAUGGAGGCUCCCUUCACAUUUCGAGAAGCAUUUGGUCUUCUCCUCCUCUUUCUACACAGUGAUGAAUCUGAAAAGCCCAAUUUUUCCUCACUCUCUCUCUUGUUAAAGAUCGAUCCACACUGAUUCGACUGUAGAUUCUUGACAAAGACUCGAAAAAUGGGGUCUUUCGUUUCGGGGUACUGCUCUCUCCUCCUCUUUCUCUCGUUCCUCCCUCUAUCCGUCCUCGUUUCCACCGCCAGAUCAGGCGACGCCGACGCUCUGCUCGCUCUCAAGUCCGCCGUCGACCCUCACAACUCGCUGCCCUGGCAAGUAGGCAGCGCGAACUCCGUCUGCGCUUGGCCGGGGGUUAAGGACUGCAUGAACGGCCGCGUCACCAAGCUCGUCCUCGAGUCCUUGAACUUGACCGGCACGCUGGACGGUAAGACCCUGAACCAGCUCGACCAGCUCCGUGUCCUCAGCCUCAAGGACAACUCCAUCUCCGGCGAUAUCCCCGACCUCUCCGGCCUCGUCAACCUCAAGUCCCUCUACCUGAACAGCAACGCCCUCUCCGGCGGCUUCCCCUCCUCUCUCACGGGCCUCCACCGCCUCAAGAUCGUCGUCCUCGCCGAGAACCGCAUCUCCGGCGAGAUACCCAAGUCCGUCCUCGGCCUGAGGAGGCUAUACGUUUUCUACUUGCAGGACAAUGGGUUCACCGGCGGGAUCCCCCCGCUGAACCAGACCAGCCUCCGGUUCUUCAACGUCUCGAACAACCGGCUCUCCGGCGAGAUCCCGGCGACCCCCGCGCUGUCGAGGUUCAAUGCCUCGUCAUUCUCCGGCAAUGUCGAUCUCUGCGGGUUGCCGCUCAGCAACCCUUGCAACGGCACUGUGUCGGAAGGCCCGUCGAUGAGCCCUGCGCUCCCGGAGAACCCGACCGGGAGGAAAUCGCAUUCCAAUCGCUCGAGGCUCAUCAAGAUCGUUGCAGGAACGGUCGGCGGAUUCGCAUUGCUGCUGAUCUGCCUGCUCCUGCUGUGCUUGAUCUGCAGGAGUAGCGGACGGAGGAAGGCUGCAGGCGAAGCGAAAGCCAAGGGCGGGGCCGAGACAGGGGAGGAGGCAGGGGAAGGGCCUGCCGGUGGCAGCAACAACGGCGGUGCUGGGAAACCGCCGCCCCCGGCAGGGGGUGGGUUCACGUGGGAGGGGGAAGGGCUGGGGAGCCUGGUGUUCCUCGGGGCCGGGGACCAGCAGAUGGGCUAUAGCCUGGAGGACCUGCUGAAGGCCUCGGCGGAGACGCUGGGGCGGGGCACGCUAGGGAGCACGUACAAGGCGGUGAUGGAGUCGGGCUACAUCGUGACCGUGAAGCGGCUCAAGGACGCGAGGUACCCUAGGAUCGAGGAGUUCCGGCGGCUGAUCGACGGCGUUGGGCGGCUGCGCCACCCGAACGUUGUGCCGCUCCGGGCCUACUUCCAGGCCAAGGAGGAGCGGCUGCUGGUCUACGACUACUUCCCCAACGGCAGCCUCUUCACUCUCAUCCACGGAUCAAGGACUUUGGGUGGCGGUAAGCCUCUUCACUGGACCUCGUGCCUGAAAAUAGCCGAGGACUUGGCGACCGGGCUGCUCUACAUCCACCAAAGCUACGGACUGACGCAUGGGAACUUGAAGUCCUCCAAUGUGCUGCUCGGCCCUGAUUUCGAGUCCUGCAUCACAGAUUACGGCCUCAUGUCAUUCCGGGACCCUGACUCGCUUGAAGAACCGAGUGCCACUUCCCUCUUCUACAGGGCCCCCGAGUGCCGGGACCCUCGGAGGCCCGUCACCCAGCCGGCGGAUGUAUACAGCUUCGGUGUCCUCCUCUUGGAGCUCCUCACAGGGAAAACCCCGUUUCAGGAUCUCGUCCAGGAGCAUGGAUCGGAUAUACCGAGGUGGGUCCGUUCGGUCCGUGAGGAGGAAACGGAGUCCGGGGACGAACCUGCAUCUAGCAAUGAGGCCUCUGAAGAAAAACUUCAGGCUCUUUUGAACAUAGCGAUGGCCUGCGUGUCCACCGUCCCGGAGAGCCGGCCUGCCAUGAGAGAGGUCCUGAAGAUGAUUAGAGAUGCGAGAGCCGAGGCUCAAGUUUCGUCCAACAGCAGCGAUCACUCACCGGGGCGAUGGUCGGACACGGUGCAGAGCUUGCCCAGGGAAGAACAUCUGAGCAUAUGAGGGCUUAGGCUCCAAUGUUCUUUUUUUCCACCCAUUAAUUUGAUUUGAUUUUUUAUUUUCGCAGUAUGGGGCGGCGUAAGUCCAUUGAUGUAAAGAUCUAAGUCCUCACCAUUGUUUCCGGUGUUUUUUUUCUUUUUUCCAAUCAAUCCGCAAUACGUUUAGGUCCGGAGAACUUGAUUGCAUUGAAAAAUUUAGAACGAAAGUUCGAGUUAAUGGCUCUAAUGAAAGUUAAAAUUUUCGAAA
Molecule: messenger RNA, 3528 nt
Organism: Eucalyptus grandis
Lineage: Eukaryota; Viridiplantae; Streptophyta; Magnoliopsida; Myrtales; Myrtaceae
Product: inactive leucine-rich repeat receptor-like serine/threonine-protein kinase At1g60630
Exons: 3
Coding region: 1273-3285 (670 amino acids)
Biological process (GO): protein phosphorylation
Molecular function (GO): protein kinase activity; protein binding; ATP binding
Source: RefSeq, a predicted model, not a curated record